AGCUGACAGGGAAAGCGGCUGUUCAUAGACGAGCUUCAGACAGACUAGAUAAACGUCGCCACACUGCUUCAUCAGGAUGUCUGUGCAGUUCUGUGGCUGGGAGGUGGUGGAUGAUGGUGCCUCUUUUUCCGGUGUGGAGUUGGAACAUUCCCAGAAACCCCAAAACCGUGGAGUCUACACUAUGUACCAUGGCACCAGUAUUGCCAGCGCACGUCACAUCAUUUCCAAUGGGUUUCAACAGUCAACAAAGGGCAUGCUGGGAAGGGGAGUGUAUGUCAGUCGUGAUAUAAAAAAGGCAUCUAAUUAUCCAUUGAACAGCUUGACUUCAGACAGGAUGGUCUUUAAACUGCGUGUGCGUGUUGGCCGCGUCAAACGUAUCGACCAGGACAACCAUCCCAUGCAGUUCAACUGGAACAGUCAUGGCUAUGACACCGCCUGGGUGCCCCCCAAGUGUGGUCUCAGUGCUGUGCGCAGCGGCUUAGAGGAGGAUUGCGUGUUCGACCCCAAAAGAGUCGAGGUGGUAGGAAUCGCAAAAGCCCCUGACAGCAACACAGAGCGCGAGCUGAAGCAGCUUAUUGCAAAGUCAUCCAAAGGCCCCGCAAACGGAGGAAAGGGUGCAGAUUUGUGCCCACUGUGUAAGAGGAAGACCCAGCAGGGCUCUCCACACAUCACACAGCAGUGCUGGAAGUGUGGAAAAAACAUCUGCAUCCUCAUGGCCAAGCACUUCUGUCCAGUCAUAAAUGAACCUGUAAGCUUCCUCAGGAUGUCACUGCAGUUCUUUGGCUGGGACGUGACCUAUGAUGAUGACUCCCCUCGUGUGGAGCUGGGGGCCUCUCAGGCGCCCAGAGACAGCGGUGUCUACACCAUGUACCAUGGCACCAGCAUUGCCAACGCACGAAUCAUCAUUGCCAGUGGCUUUCGACAGUCAUCAGGUGGCAUGCUGGGAAAGGGUGUGUAUGUCAGCCGUGAUAAAAGGAAGGCAGAGCGUUACCCAUUAAAAAAUAACCCUGAUGACCGCGUGGUCCUCGAGUUAGGUGUGCGCGUGGGUCGUGUCAAGCGUAUUGACCAGGACAAUCAUCCCAUGCAGUACACCUGGAACAGUCAGGGCUAUGACACCGCUUGGGUGCCCCCCAAGUGUGGCAUGAAGGCUGUUCCCAGCGGUCUGGAGGAGGAUUGUGUGUUUGACCCCAAAAGAGUGGAGGUCGUAGGAGUUGCAAAGGCCCCGAGCACAGUACUGACGGAGCUCCAACAGCUUGUAGCCAACAGAAACACUGCCAGGGGAGAUGGGAGUGCAGCAUCACAUGUUGGUGGUGCUGUGGAUGUGUGCUCACUGUGUAAGAGGAAGACACAGACACACUCUCCACACAUCAAGCAGCAAUGCUGGGGCUGCGGGCAAAACAUCUGCACCCUCAUGACCAAGCAUGUUUGUUCAGCCGGUAACUGAGGGUCUUAUGCACUGUGCAACUUAGAAACAUGGAACAUGAGCAUUUUUAUUUUGUGAUGAGGAAAUUAAAGCCAUUUUAUGUAAUGCGCUGGAAACAAGUGUCAACAUUUUGUUUGAGGGUUUCUUUGGUUUCUUCCCUUUACAACUAUACCGUGUUCGACUGUUAUUGAAUAAUAGUUUUUACUGAACACGUGUUGAGGAUCUUUAGAUGUUUUCUAUAUUCAAAGUACUGUCAAUGAUAUAACGCAUUCACUAUAUGAUAUCUUAUUUUAACCUAUCAGUAUGCAUAAGGAGUUUUACAAUCAAGAAGACAAUCUCACAUAUUGAGCAAAUUGCUUUUAUUUACUCCUGAACAUGGAUAUUGGAUGUGUUAUUUGAAGUACAUUCUGAAUAUGUGCCAAAGCUCAUGACUUGGAUUUCCUGAAUAAAAUCAAACCAAAGAAUA
Labrus mixtus (cuckoo wrasse) is the source of this 1889-nucleotide messenger RNA. RefSeq lists its product as uncharacterized. Bases 77 to 1444 code for a protein of 455 amino acids. Gene Ontology annotation, molecular function: NAD+ poly-ADP-ribosyltransferase activity. The record is from RefSeq and is a predicted model, not a curated record. The transcript has 4 exons. NCBI's taxonomy places the organism in Eukaryota, Metazoa, Chordata, Actinopteri, Labriformes, Labridae. Gene Ontology annotation, cellular component: cytoplasm.